AGCAAUGGAAUGGAGAGACUAGGAUCAAAUCCUUGCACUGCCAUUUGCAAGAGUUAUGACUUUGAGCAAGUCCUCAAACUCCCUGAGAAUCAUAAUUUCCACCUCGGCCACCUAGCUGUCAGCUUGUGACUCUCAGGGACCAAUCACUUUUAUAUUUUUAAAGAUUCUGGGCUGAAGGGAUUUUGUUCCAGAAAUAUACUGAUCAUCCUUGGCUUCUCCUUUAUCAUGGCUGUCAUAGCUCUGAUCGCUGUGGGGCUGACCCAGAACAAAGCAUUACCAGAAAAUGUUAAGUAUGGGAUUGUGCUGGAUGCAGGCUCUUCUCACACAACUUUGUACAUCUAUAAGUGGCCAGCAGAAAAGGAGAAUGACACAGGGGUCGUGAAUCAGAUAUACGAGUGCAAGGUAAAAGGUCCUGGAAUCUCACAAUAUGCUCACAAAACAAGUGACUUGGGCAUUUAUCUGACUACAUGCAUGGAAAGAGCCAAGGAAGUGAUUCCAGUAUCCCAGCACCAAGAGACUCCUGUUUACCUGGGAGCUACGGCAGGCAUGCGGUUGCUCAGACUUGAAAACGAAUGGUUGGCAAACGAUGUCCUGACGGUGGUGAGAGAUGUCCUCAACAACUACCCCUUUGACUUCAGGGGUGCCAGAAUCAUCUCUGGUGGAGAGGAAGGUGCCUAUGGCUGGAUUACUAUCAACUAUCUGCUGGGAAAAUUCACUAAGAAACUGAGGUGGCUCAACCUGUUGCCAAAUGACAACGAGAGUCAGGAAACUUAUGGAGCUUUAGACCUUGGGGGAGCCUCUACACAAAUCACUUUUGUGCCCCAAAACCAGACAAUCGAGUCUCCACAAAAUGCUCUGUACUUUCGUCUGUAUGGCAAGGACUACAGUGUAUACACACACAGUUUCUUGUGCUACGGGAAGGAUCAAGCACUCUUGCAGAAAAUAGCCAAGGACAUUCAGGCUACAAAUGGAAUCAUCCAGGACCCAUGUUUUAACCAUGGAUAUAGGAGGGUAAUGAAUGUAAGUGACAUUUACAAUAGCACCUGCACCUGGAAAUUUGGGAAGCCUCUUUCAUUCAAUCAAUUAGAAAUCCAGGGCACUGGAGACUUUGAAGAAUGCCAGGAAAGUGUCACUACACUCUUCAACAUCAGUCAAUGCCCUUACUCCCACUGUGCCUUCAAUAAGAUUUUCUUGCCGCAACUUCAAGGACAAUUUGGGGCAUUUUCAGCCUAUUACUAUGUGAUGAAGUUUUUAAAUCUUACAUCAGAGGAACCCCUCUCUCAGGAAAAGAUGAUUGACACGAUAAAAAAAUUCUGCUCUCAGCCUUGGAAAGAGCUGAAGAUGAACUUUGGUGCUGUGAAGGAGAAGUACCUGAGUGAAUACUGCUUUUCCGGAACUUACAUUAUCUCUCUUCUUCAGAAGGGCUAUCAUUUCACACCUGAUAACUGGAAGACUAUUCAUUUCAUGGGCCAGAUCCGGGACACUGAUGUGGGAUGGACUUUGGGCUACAUGCUGAACCUGACCAACAUGAUCCCAGCAGAGCAGCCGAUGUCUGCACCUCUCUCCCAUUCCACCUAUGUCUUCCUCAUGGUUGUCUUCUCUCUGAUCCUGAUUGCAGUGGUUCUCAUAGGCUUGAUUAUCUUUCACAAGCCUUCAUUUUUCUGGAAAGACAUGGUAUAGCAGGAGCAGCUGCAAUCUGCUGGCUGGAGUGAGAAAAAAACUUGUCCAGGGGGCACUUUCCUCCACAGUGGUGUACAAGGUUCACUUUCCUUGUUCAUGAAGGCCAGUCUUGACCAGUGUAAAGCUUCCUGGGUUUUGCUGAAGCCUUUCCCUGGAAGGUAAUCACCACCUUCUGCCUCAAGAACUUCCUGGUGGACAUUGCCUCUUUUGUGAGUCUUUCCUAGCUCCAGCCCCUCCUUCCUUUUUUGUACUCUGUGCUCAUGUAGGUCUUAAAAACCUGCCACCUUUCAUGAUCUUUGCUUUAUAAAAGAACAAUAUUGGCUUCGUCUAGAAGAACAGAGUCUUGACUCCUGUGCUAAGAAAGUGUGCUGGCUAAAAGAAGAACCUCAGCUGUAUUCUUACAGACCCUUUCUCCCUUGUUUCCCAUUUAUUAAGAAAGCCAUACAGUGCCUUUGAAGAGCACAGACACACAUUCCACUCUCAGCCUGCCUUUGCACGGGAGAAUUUUCUAGACCAGAAAAAUAUGUCUAGGACCAAAGAGUCUUGCAAGGGAAUUUAUGUGCUUGUGCCGGUUAAUACUACACUUAAUCAAAGCCAAAACAAAAAUGGGUCACACAUUUCAGGGUGAUGCCAGAAUGCUACAGAGCUGAACACCCAGAUCAGAUUUCUAAAAAGCUGAUGUACAUAUAGGCAUUCAGAUAUUAGGGUAUAUAUUACAUGGUAGAUGUAUACAUACCAGGAAGAAAAAUAUAGUUGGCUUGGGAAGUGCAUCCUCCUCUGCAUUUAUUGAAGGUUUUGUUUUUAUUGUAGUAAAAUACACAUUACGUAAAAUUCACCAUUUUAACAUGUACGAUUCAGUGGUACUGCACUCACAGUGUUGUGCAACCAUGACUACCACCUAACUGUAGAAUAUUUUCAUCACCAAGAGAUUGGCUAGAGACAAGACCAUUCCUGGGGAGGCUCAAACCACCAACCUUUCAGUUAAUAGGCAGAUCUGCUAAGUGCACCACAAAGCCACUAUUGAAUUUUAAAGCCAUGCCAUAUCUUAUUGUCCCAGGGUUUACUUUAGGGAGAAAGUUGCAUUAGCGUAGUGUGCCAUACCUUUUUGCUAUUAUGAUAUUUAUGCGUCAGAAUGUGCCAGGGAUCAGAUCUGAAAGUGUUGAUGCUACUCCUGUCACACAAGCAUGGGUUCUAUUUACUUGUUCCAUGGAAUAUUUUGUGAGAGAAGCAGCAGCUAUGGAUCUUGUCACAGAAAUAUGAAGAGACCCUGUACCCCCUUCCUUUAAGGAUUACUGUUAAGAGUUACCUUUUGAGCAGGACCGAGUGGCAUUGUGUUUACUCUGACCUUGCCCAGGCUUUCCAUCUCUGGAUCUAGGGAGUGACUACUGAGCUGAUGUGGGGCAGGGUGGAGGGGAGAAGGAAAAGCUCUUCCACAAACUAGAAGCCAAAUAGCCCUACAUUUCUUGAAUAACCAAGUCAGUUUUUACAAUAUCCAGGUGAAUAUAAGUAUAAUAAAGCUGUGGACAGGAACAUUUUCUUCUCUGAUACCCGCAAUUGAACUUGUUGUACCUUGAUAAGGAAUAAAAAGUCAA
Messenger RNA from Artibeus jamaicensis (Jamaican fruit-eating bat), 3272 nucleotides. RefSeq names its product ectonucleoside triphosphate diphosphohydrolase 1 (gene ENTPD1). Gene Ontology annotation, molecular function: GDP phosphatase activity; UDP phosphatase activity. The transcript has 10 exons. NCBI's taxonomy places the organism in Eukaryota, Metazoa, Chordata, Mammalia, Chiroptera, Phyllostomidae. Bases 226 to 1680 code for a protein of 484 amino acids. The record is from RefSeq and is a predicted model, not a curated record. Gene Ontology annotation, biological process: nucleoside diphosphate catabolic process. Gene Ontology annotation, cellular component: plasma membrane.